This is a messenger RNA of Fusarium redolens, 873 nucleotides long. RefSeq lists its product as uncharacterized. The transcript has 4 exons. Bases 1 to 873 code for a protein of 290 amino acids. The record is from RefSeq and is a predicted model, not a curated record. NCBI's taxonomy places the organism in Eukaryota, Fungi, Ascomycota, Sordariomycetes, Hypocreales, Nectriaceae.
AUGUCGAGCUUGACGCCUCAUCAACUCUUCGCAAUGACUCCUUCUAGCAGUAUGUGGGAUGCUCUUGGUGGCCUCGGUGUAGGAGGUGCUGCAGGACCUUACGCUGUUUCGGCCGCCAAUGCAAUUCUUUAUGCCCUUUUCUCAGUUGUCUGUAUCAUCGCAGGUGUCGUCAAUAAUCGCAUCAGUCUCAACUACGGGCUUGCCAUCGGUUCGAUUGGAUAUCCACUCUACGGGGCGGGCCUAUACACAAACAACUACAAGACAAAUACUUGGUUCCUGCUAUUCGGGGCUGCUGCGUGCGGUAUCUCUGCAGGUUUCUUCUACGCUGCCGAGGCUGCGAUCGUGAUUGGAUAUCCUAGUCACAGCGAGCGUGCGUUUUACCUAACCAUCUGGGCGACAGCCAAGGCGGUCGGGCCCAUCGUCGGCGGUGCUAUCAACCUUGGAACCAACGUAAAGAGGAAUUUUGUCGGCCAAGUCAGCGACACGACUUACAUUAUUUUCAUGGUCAUCAUGUGUCUAGGUCUACCAAUUGCCCUCUGCCUCAGUCCGGCGAGCAAGGUACCUGGUAGACGAUGUACUUUACCGGUUGGAUUUUUAAUCGUCAUUUUCAUCAUGAUUGGGACUUGGAUCUGGGCAAUCAUCCUUCAGAAGCGAUUCUAUGAUGCUGAGACACGCCUCAUUCUCGAUUGGGGAGAUAAAGACUACCCUGCCGCUUUUUUGCUCAGUUUCUUCUGGUGGCUUGGAGGCCAGGGGUUUCAACAGUAUCUAUACUGGCUUAUUGGCCAGUAUAGUACCAAUCUUUCCUCUUUAUCUCAUCACACAGGCAUUUGGCGAGGUAUUGAAGCUGUUGGCCAAACUGUCGCUUGGGCGUAA